Molecule: messenger RNA, 1392 nt
Organism: Quercus robur (English oak)
Lineage: Eukaryota; Viridiplantae; Streptophyta; Magnoliopsida; Fagales; Fagaceae
Exons: 6
Coding region: 186-1043 (285 amino acids)
Biological process (GO): transcription by RNA polymerase II; transcription initiation at RNA polymerase II promoter
Cellular component (GO): transcription factor TFIIF complex
Source: RefSeq, a predicted model, not a curated record
UAGAAUAGAAAGAAAAGAAGGAAACAGAGGAAACAAAAACAAUAAAAUCUUGCAAAAACCGUUUCAAAUUUCGCUUUCUUCACACACUCUCUCUCUAUCUCUCAGACACACAAACACAACCCAGCCCUCUUGCUGUUUCUUUCAAUUCUCUCUCUCUCUCUCUCUCUCUCUCUCUGUGUGGCGCCAUGGACGAGCUAGCAAGCAACAGCAGCAGCAGCAGCGGCAAUAGCAAUGGAAACAACAACAACGUGAAUACGAACAACAAUGCGUUCUUGGAAACGAGCAAAGCUGAGAGAGCAAUGUGGCUGAUGAAAUGUCCACCACUCGUCUCUCGCGCUCUCCAGUCUCCUCCGUCUUCUUCACCACCUGAUUCUUCGUCCUCUGAACCUCCUCGCCCCGUCGCCAAAGUCGUUCUCUCCAUCGACCCUCUCCGCUCCAACGACGACAACUCUUCCACUCAGUUCACCAUGGAAUUGGCUGGCACUGAAUCUGGACAUAUACCCAAGUGUUACUCUAUGGAUAUGUCUCAAGACUUCAUUCCAAUGUCUGUCUUUUCUGAGUCAUCACAAGGGAAAAUUUUUGUGGAGGGAAAAAUACUGAACAAAUUUGACAUGAAGCCCCAUAACCAGGAUAUUGAGAAUUAUGGGAAACUCUGCCGUGAAAGGACAAGUAAAUAUAUGACUAAGACUAGACAGAUACAGGUGAUCGGCAACGACAAUGGGGCUCAUAUGAGGCCUUUGCCAGGGAUGAUGAGUUUUUCGUCUUCUGGACCUAGUGAUAAGAAGAAAAUACCGGCGAAGGGAUCAGAAGCAAAACGCACAAGAAGGGAUCGUAACGAAAUGGAGGAAAUUAUGUUUAAGCUCUUUGAAAGGCAACCAAACUGGACUUUAAGACAGCUAAUCCAGGAGACAGACCAACCCGAACAAUUUAUGAAAGACAUACUUAAAGACCUGUGUGUCUACAAUAACAAGGGAGCUAAUCAAGGAUCUUAUGAGCUGAAGCCGGAAUACAGGAGAACAAAUGAGGAACCAACCCCACAAUAGGUCACAUGAAAUAGAUUUGAUCCAUAUGGAGACUUUUGGUACUGAUGAUUAGUUCAUAACUUCCUGCUUCUUCUUUUUUAAAUUUCAGAUUGCGAUCCCUUGUUUCUGUACAGAAUUUAAAUUUUCCUAUGAAAAUGCAAGCGAGAAAGAUGGGCAACGCCACUCUCUCAAGUCUAAUAUGUAGAUAUUAGAACUUCUUUAAUUUUUUGCAGCAGCUGAUACCCUUUUUUUGUCUCUCUCUCUUUUUUAUUUUUACUGUCUUUGCAGCAUGUAAGUAAUGGAAUUCGUCAGCACCAUUUAGUUUCAGAUAUCUGUAAAUAAUAUUAUCAAAGCUACUUGUAUCUGUGCA